AUGCGAUUGAUUGAAGAGGUGAAAGCUCAUCUUCAACACUUUAGGGAGACAGGAUGGGAGAAUUUUUUGGGAGAAGUUACUUCUUUUUGUAAGGAGAACUCAAUUGAUGUGCCUAAUAUGGAGGAUAAUAUGCCAAUUCGUGGUCGUUCUAGGCGGGAAGGACAAUUCAUUACUCAUUUUCACCAUUAUCGUGUAAAGAUUUUUUGUGAGGUUAUUGCUUUGAUUUCUCAAGAAAUGCUCAACCUCUUUCCUGAAGCUAGCACGGAGUUACUUCUUUUGGUAUCAUGCCUUGAUCCUAGGGACUCAUUUUCUAAAUUCAACAUCCAUAAGCUACUCCGUCUUGUAGAGAUGUAUCCUGAAGACUUCUCAGUGACUGAAUGUAUAAUGCUUGAGGAUCAACUUGCUACUUUCAUUUAUGAUGUGCGACAUGAUGAUGAUUUUGCAAAUGUCGGGGACUUGGGAGGUUUUGUUAUAAAGAUAGUUGAUACUGGCAAAUCGAUGAAUAUAGUGAAAACUGACUUGCGCAACAAAAUGGGAGACGAGUGGAUGAACGAUAGCAUGAUUGUCUAUAUUGAGAAAGAGGUUUUUGCAACUAUUGACAAUGAGGGGAUUCUAAAAUGUUUUCAGAAAAUGCAAACUCGCCGUGUUCAGUUACCUCCUUUGAGUAGAAUGCGUCGCACAGAUUUGUGA
Dioscorea cayenensis subsp. rotundata (Guinea yam) is the source of this 690-nucleotide messenger RNA. RefSeq lists its product as uncharacterized. The record is from RefSeq and is a predicted model, not a curated record. The transcript has 3 exons. NCBI's taxonomy places the organism in Eukaryota, Viridiplantae, Streptophyta, Magnoliopsida, Dioscoreales, Dioscoreaceae. The coding region runs from base 1 to 690 and encodes 229 amino acids.